AUGUUUCAACAACUCAAAGAGAAUGCUUCCAAUUUCUUUGAUAUCCUUUCGUAUGUGUAUUCUUUCCUGACGGAAGGCUAUGAUAUGAACAGGAUUUAUAAAAUUACAGGAGCUACAGCUGCAGGAGCUCUUGCCUUGUAUUUGGGAAAAGUUUAUUUCAAUGGAGGAAUGGUUGAUAGGAAAUUAUUUCAACACUCGGAUUUAUCCUCCCGAGUGACGAUCGUAACAGGAGCUUCGUAUGGAGGCAUCGGAUAUGAAACAGCAAAGGUUAUGUAUGAAUUAGGUUCCGAUGUCGUUCUCGCUGUGAGAGAUCAAAAAGCUGGAGAGUUUGCAAAGAAACUCAUGAUGGAGGAGCCAUCAAGAGUGCUGUUGCCUACUAAUACCACACAAACCUCCCACAAUCAACAAUCGCCAAAAAAGAAGGGACAAAUUACAGUCAUGACGAUUGAUUUGACCGAUUUGGAGAGUGUUAAGAAAUUUGCACAAGAAUUUAAGAAGAAUUUUCAACGAUGUGACUAUUUAAUUAAUAAUGCUGGAAUCAUGAUGUGCCCACAUUCAGUCACCAAACAAGGCAUUGAAAUUCAAUUCGGAACCAACCAUUUGGGUCACUUUUUAUUGACUCAACUAUUAUUGGACAUGAUUAUGGCAUGUAAUGGCCGAAUUAUUAAUGUUUCUUCAAUCGCCUCCAUUUGGUUAUUACGAGGAGGUAAGAAGGACAUUGAAGGAUUUUGCUCCUUCAAAGAGAAUGUUAUCAAAGGUGAUGGUAAGGACUUGGCCGACAUUUAUGAACUCUAUGGAAGAAGUAAGCUUGCCAAUGUCUUGUUCUCAAAGAAAUUAGCAAGAGAAUUUUCAAAGACAAAUACCUCGACAAGUGCCAGUACCUACAGUGUACAUCCAGGCGCAGUUCGCACUAAUCUCACACGACACAUGGGUUCCAUGUUUAACUUGAUCUAUGCUCCAUUGGCAUGGUAUUUCUCAAAGAGUCCUUGGCAAGGAGCACAAACCACAUUACAGGUGUCUCUUGCUCCACAGAAAGACUUGCUCAAUGGUGGUUACUAUGCUGAUGCAAAACUGGCAAAACCAAAUGCUUUUUCUGACGAUCAAGCAUUGCAAGAUACCUUGUAUGAGACUAGUUUGAAAUUGUGUGAACCUUAUUUGAAGACUGAUUAG
Naegleria fowleri is the source of this 1170-nucleotide messenger RNA. RefSeq lists its product as uncharacterized. The transcript has a single exon. The coding region runs from base 1 to 1170 and encodes 389 amino acids. Lineage: Eukaryota; Heterolobosea; Eutetramitea; Acrasida; Naegleriidae. The record is from RefSeq and is a predicted model, not a curated record.